Messenger RNA from Hymenoscyphus albidus, 2895 nucleotides. The record is from the annotation of a GenBank genome assembly. NCBI's taxonomy places the organism in Eukaryota, Fungi, Ascomycota, Leotiomycetes, Helotiales, Helotiaceae.
GACAAAUAAAGACGACCAACAGUCUGAAUACUCGAGCCCAUUCUGAGGUGGGAUCAGAACACAUUCCAACUGUUGGGCAUCAUCUCUCUCUACCUCUACUCUACCAUCAUGGCAGACUACAAGCUUUCCGCCUUUCUCCGCGGCCACGAAUCCGAUGUCAGUUGCCUAUCACCCCGCGUCAACGCCAUGGUUAGACCAUACUAACUCUUCUCUCCUUAGGCUCGCAACGUUAUUUUCCCCAACUCCAAAACCGUCAUUUCGGCUUCAUAUGAUGGCACUGUCCGAUCAUGGAAACUGUCGUCCGAAAGCCCUCCAAUAUUCGAACCUACCAUCUCCUAUUUCGGAUCAUCCUAUGUCACCUGUCUUGCGUUCCUCCCCCCAAGCCAACAAUAUCCCGAAGGUCUGAUAAUUUCUGGCGGUAAAGGCCAGGCAAUUGACUUGCGCCAGCCCUCGAAGACUGCAGAAGACCAAGCGGAGGCUACGCUUUAUGGGCACUCUCAUCAGGUUUGCGCAUUAGCUGUUGACCCUGCCGGGAAGUAUAUUGUUAGUGGCAGUUGGGAUGGAUCAGCAAGAUUAUGGCCAGUGGGAAAAUGGGAUAGCCCGUCUAUUAUACAACAAAAUGGGAAAGCAGGUAAAAAUAAUGACGUUGAUAUAAGUGUGCUGGCCGUCUUGUGCUAUGAUUCUGAAAGAAUUAUCACAGCUAGUAUGGACGGUAUGAUUCACAUAUACAUCAGUAAUGGCGUUGGUGGCAAAUUAUCGAGAUCAAUAUCGACUGGUUCGGAACCUCAGCGAGCAUUAUGUGCACUGAAAAACCACCCAACUGGAGCUGACUUUGCAUCGGCAGGCAGUGAUGGGAUCAUUCGACUUUGGCGAAUAUCAGGACAGCGAGUGGGAGAGAUUUUUGCUCAUGAAGAUUAUAUUUUUUCCCUGGAUUCUUUGCCAUCUGGAGAGAUAUUCAGCGCAAGCGAAGAUAAGACUCUACGGAUUUGGAAGGGAUCAGAUCUUGUCCAGACCAUCACACAUCCAACACUCUCGGUAUGGUCUGUAUCGGUGUGUCAAGAGACUGGAGAUGUUGUGACGGGUACAAGUCAGACAGAAAAAACGGGUGAUGUUCUGAGAGUCUUCAGUCGUGAUUCCAAGCGGAUAGCAGAUGCUGAGACAUUACAAGAGUUUGACGACUCGCUCAAAGAAUGGGAGAAGAAGGAAGAAGAGAAGAAGAAAAAGGCUGCCGGAGAAAAAUAUCCAGGCCCUAGGCAUUUGAAGACAACCCGCGGCACCAAAGAUGGCCAGGUGAAGCUGAUUCAAGAAUAUGAUGGUUCAGUCCGAGCAUAUGCAUGGAAUGCUAGUAAGUUUGGAAACCUCUAUAGAUAAGGCGAAAACUGAUAUAGUUGAAGGCGAAUCCAUUUGGGACUUGCAAGGAAUCUAUAAAGAUAGUCCAGAACAAGUAGAACAUAAGGGCAAGAAGUACGACUAUAAAGUGGAAGUCGAAACCGAAAGGCAAGGUACACUUUAUUGCGCAGGCUACUUUCAUGAAGAUCCCGCAGUAGUUGCGGACAGAUUUUUGAACGAAGCCCAGGUUACGGGAGCUGGAGAUCGUGAGGACUUUAAGAAAAAUUUCGUGGACUCAAUCAAAGAAAAGUAUCCAGCUGUACGAGCGAAAUGUAAAGACGUUGAGGAAGAAAAGGCUGAGGAGGCAGAAAAGGGAAUGGAGUCGGCUCGUGCGAGGAUUGAUACUCGCAGACAAUUCAUCAGAAUCAUGGACACCAAAACCGAGAACAUUGAGAAGAGCAUCAUCAAACUGAACAAGGCAUUGAUCGACAGCGGCAAGAAGGAUCUUUCACUGAAUUCCAAAGAACUUCAAACACUUUUCGCUUGUUGUAAAGCUAUCGGAAAACUACAACUCGCACACUAUAAAAGUACCAAGGAGACUCUAGAAAUCUGCGUCAAAAUCAUUACCCAGUGGCCAUAUCCCGAUCGCAUGGCAGGAAUGGACCUCAUACGUCUCAUAUCUGGACAAUCGGAAAGCGCCACUUAUCGUGACAGUCAAGAUCAAGAUAUCAUCAGCAUUCUAAUUGGUUCUUCCCAACAGUCAAAUCCCCCAAACAAGAACUAUAUCAUGAUGACCAUGCGAGCGGUUGCCAACCUCUUCGUCUCCGCCCCAGGAGUUCUUCUCGCCAAAUCACAGUUCCCCAAAUACCAAGCACUAAUCACCACCACCCUAGCCGAUGGACUUGAUAAUCGAAAUCUUCUCAUUGCCGUCACGACAAUCUACCACAAUCUCGGCGUCGCCUGUCACGUUUCCAGCGACAAGGAAACAGCACCAUCUCCACAAGUCACUCGUGAAAUCCUCACCACACUACCGAAAAUCCUCCAAUAUAAUGACUCCAAGAACCCCGCAGACUCAGAGGUUGCUGCCAGAGGGCUGAGAGCCCUGGCUACGCUGGUGAGUCUGGGUGGUGGGGUGAAGAAUUCGGCAUUAGAGCUUGGAUUGAAGGGGGCUGUGGAGGAGGUCGUGAGGAGAUUCCCUGAGUCGAGAAUUGUGGAGCUGGGGGUGGAGUUGAAGGAAUUAAUUGCGAUGGGGGAUGGGGAUGUGGAGAUGUUGGGAUGAAUUGGGGGUAGGGGCUUUAGACAAUGACAAUUUGGGACGCGAAGGGUGGAGAGGUGAUGAAUACGUCUAUUCCGUGGCUGAUACAUGAGUAAAUAGGUGUGUCGGAGUGAUGAGCGGUUCAGAAGAACUAGAACUAGAAGCAGGUCUGCUCUGAUGAAGUGAUGAUAGCACUCUCUAUAGAUAUCUAAUCCUCAUAUCCCUCCUCUUCUUCUCGUUGAAGUAGACUUGUCCUUGUAGGUAGCUGGGAGACCGGGAGACUGACCGGACAUCACAUUCGAGAAUCCGAG